This is a messenger RNA of Alexandromys fortis (reed vole), 4942 nucleotides long. It is a transcript of the gene Slc28a1, whose product is annotated as solute carrier family 28 member 1. Gene Ontology annotation, cellular component: plasma membrane. NCBI's taxonomy places the organism in Eukaryota, Metazoa, Chordata, Mammalia, Rodentia, Cricetidae. Gene Ontology annotation, biological process: nucleoside transmembrane transport; pyrimidine nucleobase transport; uridine transmembrane transport. The record is from RefSeq and is a predicted model, not a curated record. Bases 155 to 2098 code for a protein of 647 amino acids. The transcript has 18 exons. Gene Ontology annotation, molecular function: pyrimidine- and adenosine-specific:sodium symporter activity.
UGAUCCUUGAGAAGAGGAAGCUGAGUGAGAGACAGCGUGUAAACAAAUCACCAGAAUGGCUGGCAGAGGAGCAGGGGAGAACGGGAACAACCAAGGUGGCUUCCUGGAGGAGGCAGCCAGAAGCAAGGCCGAGGAGAGCUGAAGAGGCUGUCUCAUGGCAGACGACACACCGAAGCAGAGAGAGUCCUUCUCUCUCACACCUGUGAUGCACGGCCUGGAGAACAUGGGGGCUGAGUUCUUGGAAAGGAUGGAGGAAGGCCAGCUCCCCAGUAACUCAAGCCCUGUGGAGGAUGGGGGCAACAAGAACCAAGUCGCAUCAGAGCCCGGCUCCAGAUGGAGGAGUCUGCAGCUGACCGUGCGAGCGAGAAGCUUCUUCAGGGAGCACAAGCAGCUGUUUGGAUGGAUCCUCACAGGCCUGCUCUGUACCGCAUACGGUGCCUUCUUGAUCUUCGCCUGCCUCCGGAACUUCCAGAGGGCCCUGGCGCUGUUGGUCAUCACCUGUGUGGUCCUCGUCUUCCUGGCCUAUGAUCUGCUGAAGAGGCUUCUGGGGCCCAGGCUGAGGAGGUGUGUGAAGUUUCAAGGCCAUUCUCGCCUGAACCUCUGGCUGAAAAGAGGUCUUGCCCUUGCUGCAGGCCUGGGCCUGAUCUUGUGGCUGUCUCUGGACACCGCCCAGAGGCCUGAACAGCUGGUGUCCUUUGCGGGGAUCUGCGUGUUCCUUGUCCUUCUCUUUGCUGGUUCUAAGCAUCACCGGGCUGUGUCAUGGCGGACUGUGGCCUGGGGCCUGGGGCUGCAGUUUGUGCUUGGCCUCUUUGUCAUCAGAACAGAGCCGGGGUUUGUAGCGUUCCAGUGGCUAGGGGAUCAGAUCCAGGUCUUCCUGAGCUACACCGAGGCCGGCUCCAGCUUUGUCUUCGGGGAGGCCCUGGUCAAGGAUGUCUUUGCCUUUCAGGUUCUGCCCAUCAUCGUCUUCUUCAGCUGCGUCAUGUCGGUUCUCUACUACGUGGGCCUCAUGCAGUGGGUGAUUCUGAAGAUUGCCUGGCUGAUGCAGGUCACCAUGGGCACCUCAGCCACUGAGACCCUGAGUGUGGCAGGAAACAUCUUUGUGAGCCAGACUGAAGCUCCCCUGCUCAUCCGGCCCUACCUGGCAGACAUGACACUCUCCGAAGUUCACGUUGUCAUGACUGGAGGCUACGCUACUAUUGCCGGCAGCCUCCUGGGCGCCUAUAUCUCCUUUGGGAUCGAUGCUGCCUCCUUAAUUGCUGCCUCCGUGAUGGCGGCCCCUUGCGCUUUGGCCCUCUCCAAGCUGGUCUACCCCGAGGUGGAGGAGUCCAAGUUCCGGAGUGAGGAAGGGGUGAAGCUGACUUAUGGAGACGCUCGGAACCUCGUGGAAGCAGCCAGUUCUGGGGCUGCCAUCUCAGUGAAGGUCGUCGCCAACAUUGCUGCCAACCUGAUCGCCAUCCUGGCUGUCCUGGCCUUCAUCAACGCCGCCCUUUCCUGGCUGGGGGACAUGGUGGAUAUCCAGGGACUCAGCUUCCAGCUCAUCUGCUCCUACAUCCUGCGGCCUGUGGCCUUCUUGAUGGGCGUGGCCUGGGAGGACUGUCCAGUGGUGGCCGAGCUGCUGGGCGUCAAACUGUUUCUGAAUGAGUUUGUGGCCUAUCAGGAGCUUUCCCAGUACAAACAGCGCCGCCUGGCAGGGGCUGAGGAGUGGAUUGGUGACCAGAAACAGUGGAUCUCUGUCAGAGCAGAAGUCCUGACGACUUACGCCCUCUGCGGAUUCUCCAACUUGAGCUCCAUCGGCAUCAUGCUCGGAGGCUUGGGCUCUCUGGUGCCCCAGAGGAGGAGUGACUUCUCCCAGAUUGUGCUCCGGGCACUGAUCACCGGGGGCUUUGUGUCCCUGGUGAACGCCUGUGUAGCAGGGAUCCUCUACGUGCCCAGAGGGCUGGAGGUGGACUGCGUAUCUCUUCUGAACGAGACCCUCAGCAGCAGCAGCUUUGAGGUGUACCAGUGCUGUGGCCAGGUCUUCCAGGGCACCAGCUUGGAGUUCGGCCCAGAGGCCCUGGAAAACUGCUGUCGGUUUUACAAUCGCACGAUCUGCACUUAGCUGGAACUGAAUAUCUUCCUACCCUCGGGGAUCAUUCAGCCCGGGAAGUGUCUGUCCUCAAGGAGGCCGUGGGACUCAUCAGUACUUCCAGUCUACAACCGGGCAAGGGUGCUACAGGGAACGGAGACCGGCAAAUGAACCCUCCCUCACCCCACCCCCAGCCCCACCCCUACCCCCCGGUCACAUCACUGCUCCUCCAUGCCCUGCCUCUUCAAGUGUGAGUUCCCGAUGUCUCUUCUGCUCCCGUGUGCUCUGUGGGCUAACAUUCCGGUCCUCUCUACCCCUCUUUCCUCAGUGUUCGCAUGUGCACCUGCCCCAGGCCUGCUCCCUCCCACGCCUCAGACUUCAGUUCCCAGAGCGCUUUCUAAACCCGCGUCCUGUGGGACAACACUGCAGCAGGUGCGAUGGUCCCAGGGUCCCGUGACCCACUGAGUUUGGAGCGCUGAGCUAAAUAAAGGCAGACAGAGUUAGUUUGUUUUUUUAGAUGGGGUCUCAUGUAGCUCAUUCUGUAGGUGGGAAUCCCGAUCCGCCUGUUGUCCAGUACAGGUGUGCCCAUCAUACCUGACCCUUAAGAACUUGUUAUUUGAGCUGUCAAUAGGCCUCAGCUGGUAAAGGCCUCUGCCGCUAAACUCGAUGGAACUGACUCCCGUAGUAAAAGAGAAUGACUCUGACCGCGACGUGUGUGCUAUGGCAAUGCCCCCACACCCUCCCGACUAAAAAUAACAAAAUGCAGCCCUGCAGUGGUGGCGCACACCUUUAAUCCCAGCACUCAGGAGGCAGAGGCAGGUGGAGCUCUGAGUUUGAGGCCAGCCUGGUCUACUUAGAGAGGAGAGUCAAGGGUACACAGAGAAAUCCUGUCUUGGAAAACCAAUAAUGAUGAUGAUGAUGAUAUUUAAUUUUAAACCUUUAUUAUUUGUGUGUGUGCGCGCGCACAUGCCACUGCACACACGGGAGACCAGAGAGCAACCUUUGAGAGUUGGUCUUUUCCUUCCACCUUUGUAUGUUAUGGAUUCUGAGGAUCAAACUCGAGUCUUGUCUUCAGACUUGCACGGCAGGCUCUUUACCUGAGGAGCCAUCUGUCAGCCCAAGAAGUUUCUUUGUUUUGUUCUUUUUUGCUUGUCUGUUUGUUUGUGACAGGGUCUCACUGUGCAGCCCUGGUUGUCCUGGAACUCACUGUAUAGAUUAAGCUGGCCUCGAAUUUGCUUAAUUCCCCCCACCUGCAUCCUGAAUGCUGGGAUUAAGGGCGGGCACCACCACUCUCACUUUUCUUGAAGGAAGUAUCUUUUUGAAGGUGUCACAGAAUACAGUUGGGCACAUACCUCAGAGUCACAGCUUUAUUUUCCCUUGUUGUGGUACUGGCAAAUGCUUGCACAGACUGGGAUCAGGCAGGACACUCAGUGCUUUAUAGGGUUUCUUUAAGUCCUUGCGCCAAUCCUGUGAGGUUGGCACUAUUGUUAUUCCUAGUUGGCAAGUCAGAGCCCCAGAGAGGUUGAACACCUUGCCCAAUGAAACAUAGCUGGAAGGAAGGAGAAGCAGGCUUUAAACCCAGGGCAUUAGAAAGUUUUGUCAUCAGUGAUGUGUUUACUUCUCUGCUAGGCUGCCAGUGUUGGCGGAACUCUGCUGGCUAACUAGAUAGCUCCUCCUUCCUGCUUCUUUUCCUCAUGCCCUGCCCUGAGCCCAUUAGGUCAGGUUUUGAUAUUUGUUUCCAAAUAGCCAAAGACCCCUGAGCUGGUUAGUCUAAGCCUCCGCUGGCCUGUGGGCAAGUCUGUGGAUCAUUCUCCUGAUUGUAUGUUGAUAUGGGAGGGCCCAGCCCACUGUGGGCGGUGCUACCCCUAGGCAGGUGGUCCUGGGUUGUAUUUGAAACCAAACUGAACAAGACGUGAACAAGACAGUAAGCAGCGUUCCUCUGUGGUCCCUACUUCAGCUCCUGCCUCAGCUUCCCUAGGUAAUGGCCUAUGCUUGAGAUAUGUAAAUCAAAUAAAUUCUUUCCUCCUGAGCUGGUUUUGGUCAGUUUUAUCACAGCGGAGAAAGGAAACUCAAGAGAUUGGUACCGGAGAGAAGAGUUUUAUGGGUUUUGGAGAGGAUUGUGGAUGCCCUUGGGACUUUGGAAACAUUUUUUGAGUGCUUAAAACUUAAUGGGCUGUUCUGUGGGAACUUGGAAGACAAGAAUCCUGAGAAAAAUGCAGAUGAUGGAGACCUGGCUUACGAAGCUUCAGAGCCCCUCAAAGACUAGCAAGGCUACUUGUAUAAAAUUUUGAGUCCAUGGAAGUGAAACCUUUAGUUUAUCGGGACAAUCAAUGCUGGUGAGCUGGCAUGAAAAAUCAGCUGUGAUUGACAUGAACCCAGAAUUACUGAGGCAAAAAUCUUCUGGGAAGCAUUUCCUCAAGAUCAGCAUACAGAAAGGGUAGCCUGCUGGCACGUCAAGGCCGUGCAUCAAGCUGGCAGCAGAAUAUGGCAACGUGAAAGAGACUGGCACGUCAUACUGGUAUUGAAGGCCUGAAGGGGUCAUGGAGAACAGCAAGGAGUCCCUGAGGCUCAGCAUGGUGUAGACCUGGGAGGGACCAUUGGUGAAGGUGCUCUCAGUUACAACGGCAGCUCUAGGACUGCAGGGGUCAUGGAGAGAAGCUGAGGCACAGCACCACGUGCCAGGGUCAGGGCUCCUGAAGAUUCCAGGAGAGGACACCGGCAUAGGUGUGGCCUCAGUUGUGGUGAAGACCCCAGCAUAUGGGAGAUGCCAGGACUGUGGGAUGACCACCCAGGACAGCAGUAGGGAUGGAGUGGAGCUGGCCUGAGUCUAUGAGACUAGCUGUGCGUGUUAGAAAUGGCGGAGCUGGGAAAAUGGGA